AUGUUGAGGUGAAUCUGCUGGAGCAGCCGCUGCCGCCGUCCUUACCGUCCCCGCUGUCCCUCCCGUCCUCGUCGCCGUCCCGUUCCCGCCGCCGCUCUGCGCGGCUCCCCCGCUGGCCAGGAUGCUGGAGGAAGCGGGCGAGGUUCUGGAGAACAUGCUGAAGGCGUCGUGCCUGCCGCUCGGCUUCAUCGUCUUCCUGCCCGCCGUGUUGUUGCUGGUGGCGCCGCCGCUGCCCGCUGCCGAUGCGGCACACGAGUUCACCGUGUACCGCAUGCAGCAGUACGACCUGCAGGGGCAGCCCUACGGCACACGGAACGCAGUGCUCAACACGGAGGCACGAACCAUCGAUACGGAUGUGCUGAGCCGCCGCUGUGUGCUCAUGCGGCUGCUGGACUUCUCCUAUGAGCAGUACCAGAAGGCCCUGCGGCAGUUGGCUGGCGCCGUGGUCAUCAUCCUGCCACGAGCCAUGGCCGCUGUGCCCCAGGACGUCAUUCGGCAAUUCAUGGAGAUUGAGCCUGAGAUGCUGGCCAUGGAGACCAUUGUUCCUGUGUACUUUGCUGUGGAAGAUGAGGCUCUGCUCUCAAUCUACGAGCAGACUCAGGCCGCCUCCGCCUCCCAGGGCUCUGCCUCUGCCGCCGAAGUGCUGCUCCACACUGCCACCGCCAAUGGCUUCCAAAUGGUCACCAGCGGGGUCCAGAGCAAGGCCGUGAGUGACUGGCUCAUCACCAGUGUGGAGGGGCGGCUGACGGGGCUGGGUGGAGAGGACCUUCCCACCAUUGUCAUUGUAGCUCACUAUGACGCCUUUGGAGUGGCCCCUUGGCUGUCACAUGGCGCAGACUCCAACGGGAGUGGCAUCUCCGUGCUGCUGGAGCUUGCCCGCCUCUUCUCCAGGCUGUACACCUAUAAGCGUACCCAUGCUGCGUAUAAUCUCCUGUUCUUUGCCUCUGGAGGGGGCAAAUUUAACUAUCAGGGGACCAAGCGCUGGUUAGAAGACAACCUGGACCACACAGAUUCCAGCCUGCUCCAGGACAAUGUGGCUUUCGUUCUCUGCCUGGACACCGUGGGCCGGGGGGACAGCCUCCACCUGCACGUGUCCAAGCCACCCAGGGAGGGAACACUGCAGCAUGCCUUUCUGCGGGAGUUGGAGAUGGUAGCUGCUCACCAAUUUCCGGAGGUGCGUUUCUCGAUGGUACACAAGAAGAUCAACCUGGCAGAGGACAUCCUGGCCUGGGAACAUGAGCGCUUUGCCAUCCGCCGGCUGCCUGCCUUCACCCUGUCCCACCUGGAGAGCCACCGUGAUGGCCAGCGCAGCAGCAUUAUGGAUGUGCGGUCCCGGGUUGACUCCAAAACCCUGACCCGAAACACAAGGCUCAUUGCAGAGGCCCUGACUCGAGUCAUCUACAACCUAACAGAGAAGGGGACCCCCCCGGACAUGCCUGUCUUCACAGAGCAGAUGCAGAUCCAGCAGGAGCAGCUGGACUCGGUGAUGGACUGGCUCACCAACCAGCCCCGGGCUGCCCAGUUGGUGGACAAAGAUGGCACUUUCCUCAACACAUUGGAGCACUAUCUGAGCCGCUAUCUGAAGGAGGUGAAGCAGCACCACAUCAAGGCUGACAAACGGGACCCCGAGUUUGUCUUCUACGACCAGCUGAAGCAGGUGAUGAAUGCCUACAGGGUCAAACCAGCCAUUUUUGACCUGCUCCUGGCAGUCUGCAUCGGCGCCUACCUUGGCAUGACCUACACAGCGGUCCAGCACUUCGACCUCCUCUACAAAACGGUUCAGAGACUGCUCCUGAAGGCCAAGACACAAUGACGUGGUCCAGCCAGCACCGUGGGCCCCGCCUGCCACCUGCACCAUCCUCGGCCUACAGGGCUCGCCGAGACCCCGAAUUACAGAGCUUUUCUGUGUUGCUCUUGAGGAUUUGGGGGAUUCUUUCUCUUCUCUGUCCUACGAACUCCCUUUGAGGAGCUUUCGGUGGAGUUCUAGGCCAGGUCACAGACUUGGGAAGCCCCUGGCCCGAGAGAUGGCUCUUCACCCACAGGGCACUAAGCUGUGCUAUGAAGGGAAAUUUGUCCGGCACAGCCUUGCGGUCACUCCUGCUUGUGAUGCUGACCAUGGCUGGCACUGGCUCUGCAUCUGUUCUCCACGCUGUCUCCAUCCCCUCGGUGACUUGAAUAUUCUCUUCACGUUUGUCUGAAGAGGGCAGCACCAGUCUCUGGGUCCCCAUAUUGUAACUCCUCUCUCAGAAGGUUGUGUCUCUUCCCUGGGCCAGGACUGAGGCACAUGUCUCCCAGAACCCAAGUGGACAGCUGGUGCCCUGAAGACCCAGAAGCCUCCCCACUCUGUUGCCUUCCUGUAAGGCCUUUAGGUUGUUCCCCCCAACCGGGGCCUCUCUAGCCUCUCCCUCUCACUGCGCCCCCCACCGGGGCCUCUCUAGCCUCUCCCUCUCACUGCGCCCCCCACCGGGGCCUCUCUAGCCUCUCCCUCUUAUUGCACCCUAGGGAGCGCCAGUAUCCCCUAGGCUGUGUUCUCUGUCAUCUCCUGGCUCCCAACCCCUGGUCUCAAGGGGGAACCGGGUGCCUUUGGAAGCCCCAGGACCAGAAGCAGAGGAGGCCCUGGAGGAGAGGCCCCAGGCUGGAGACCUACAGGCCCCUCUGCUAACUCACUCACCCAGCUGGGCCUGUUUUCUCAUCUGUGAAAAGGAGGAUGUGUCCUGAGGGAGCUAAGUUCAUGUUGGGGGCGGGGGAGUCAAGGGAGAGUGUUUACUGAAGAAUGUGCAACUGUGGGAUCCAGAGGGGGAAGGUGUGGGCAACAUGGGAGCCUCAACUGAGCCCACACCCCACAAACCAGGUGCCUCGUGGAGUGUGAGCUUCUCGUGGGGAGAAGGCCUCCAGCACUGGACGGACCUCAGGGAGAUGCAGGUGUACUGAUUCAUGAGCAAUAUAAUCAAGCAAGUGUUAAGUGCUAAUGGGGAGGGUCAGGACAGGGAAGAAGGGGCUCCAGCCCGCCAUGGAGGUCUGAAGUGGUCUAAAGAGGCAGGGCUGGCUCCCCACCCUCUUCCCAGCCUGCCGCUGCCCUUCCCCAAAGCCUGCCAGCAGGAGGGAGUGGGAUCCUCGGGGACUCUUGUCUCUGCCUUCACCUCUGGCCUCCCAUCUUUGCCAGACCAGUCCCUCCAUCCCUGGGCACGCCUGGCUGUCCUGUCCAGGCCUGGGAUGUUGACUAAGCCAGGCCUAGGGAGAGGUCAGUGUGGGGGCCACAGGUUCUGCCUCGUUCCCCUUCUCCCCCCUGCCUGGUGGACUGACUCCUCCAGAGAUUUCACCAAAUGCCAGGCCACUUCUGGGGGUCAUGCCACAAGUUGGAGAAGUGGAUGAGAUGGAGGGGACUCACUCUUCGCCACGUGACAGUGAUGGUGCACCAUUUGGAGUUGCCCUGCGCGUGUCCUCCCUCCCCAGGGCGGCUCCUCAUGUCAGGACUACUGACUGUUCAAAACUCAGGCUGGUUGUGAGAUGCAGUCGGACGAUCAGAAAAUAAAGCCAUAUCGAACA
This is a messenger RNA of Molossus molossus (Pallas's mastiff bat), 3546 nucleotides long. It is a transcript of the gene NCLN, whose product is annotated as nicalin. Lineage: Eukaryota; Metazoa; Chordata; Mammalia; Chiroptera; Molossidae. Gene Ontology annotation, biological process: regulation of signal transduction. The transcript is spliced from 15 exons. Gene Ontology annotation, cellular component: endoplasmic reticulum membrane. Bases 122 to 1813 code for a protein of 563 amino acids. The record is from RefSeq and is a predicted model, not a curated record.